UUUAUUAAUUUGGAGCUGGUUUAUGAACUCAGGUCAAUUUGAUAUGCUGCAUUUUAAUUGACAAUGAUAUUUCUUGAAUUUGUUGGUGCUUUUUUUUUUAUUAUUUUGAUGUAUCAGUAUGAAGUAUUCUUUCAUAUUGCCAACAAGCCAUUGUGAUGAAUUUUUAAAACAAUUAAGUAGCUUUUAUAUUGAUAAAAAAGAAUACUAAAGUUGAAAGUUCAUGUUUGAUUAAAAUUAUAAUAAUAAAAAUAUAAACCUUUAUUGAUACAUUUCAAUGUCAAUCAAGUUUAUCUCGAAACGUAUUUUAAUAUUUAAUUUAAUAUGGAUACAGUAAGAUUUAAUGACUAUGAUGAUUUUGUUGUUAAUUGUAUAUUUUUACGUGGACGAAAUGAACCUUCAAAAAAGGCCUUGAAAAAACAACAAAAAGAAGCUGAAAAAGCAGCAAAAAAAGCUCAACAUAAAGCACAAAGUCAAGUCCAAGAAGAUGUUAAAGAGACUGAAGAUUUUUCAGUUGGUCGUUAUGGUCAGCCAGCAAUGAUCCAAAGUACUGAAAAGCAUCAAGACAGGAAAUUUGUUGAUGUUAAAAGUUUAGAUGAAAAAUUGCAAGAUGUUACUGUCUGGUUACGUGGACGUUUACAUACAAGUCGUGCCAAAGGAAAACAAUGUUUUAUUGUGUUAAGACAACAAUCGUCAACAGUUCAAGGAAUAGCAUCAGUCAAUGAAAAGAUUAGUAAACAAAUGGUUAAAUUUAUUGCUGGUAUAACAAAAGAAUCAAUUAUUGAUGUACAGGCUAUUGUUAAAAUGGCACCAAUUAAAAUUGAAUCAUGCACACAACAAAAUAUUGAAUUAAUUAUUGAACAAAUAUUUGUUGUAAGUGCAUCAAAAGCCAUGUUACCAUUGCAAAUUGAAGAUGCAUCAAGACCAGAAAAUGAUGAAUCUGGAUUGAAUAUUAAAGUUAAUCAAGAUACACGUUUAGAUAAUAGAGUUUUGGAUCUUCGUACACCAGCAAAUCAAGCAAUAUUUAGAGUUGAAGCUGCUGUUUGUAAAUUAUUCCGUGAUACAUUGACUAAUUUGGGUUUUGUUGAAAUUCAUACACCAAAAAUAAUAUCAGUUGCUAGUGAGGGUGGAGCAAAUGUAUUUACAGUAUCAUAUUUUAAAUCAUCUGCAUACUUGGCUCAAUCACCACAAUUGUAUAAACAAAUGGCAGUUGCUGGUGAUUUUGAUAAAGUAUUUACUGUUGGUGCUGUAUUUAGAGCUGAAGAUUCAAAUACCCAUCGUCAUUUGACUGAAUUUGUUGGACUUGAUCUUGAAAUGGCAUUCAAGUAUCAUUAUCAUGAAGUUGUUGAUACAAUUGGACAAAUGUUUACUCAGUUAUUCCGUGGUUUACAAGAUAAUUAUGCUCAUGAAAUUGCUGCAGUUGGUCAGCAAUAUAAAGUUGAACCAUUCAAGUUUCUUGAUCCACCAUUAAAGCUGCAAUUUCCACAAGCAAUCAAACUUCUUGCUGAGGCUAAUGUUAUCAUUGGUGAGGAAGAUGAUUUAUCAACCCCUGAUGAAAAAUUACUUGGUAAAUUAGUCAAGGCUAAAUAUGAUACUGAUUUUUAUAUUCUUGACAAGUAUCCAUUGGCUGUCAGGCCUUUCUACACCAUGCCAGAUCCAAAAAAUCCGAAAGCCUCGAAUUCAUACGAUAUGUUUAUGAGAGGUGAAGAAAUUUUAUCUGGUGCUCAGCGUAUCCAUGAUCCAGAUUUCUUAACUGAACGUGCUAAACAUCAUGGUGUUGAUGUUGAAAAAAUAAAAGCAUAUGUCGAUGCUUUUAGAUAUGGUUGUCCACCACAUGCUGGUGGUGGUAUUGGAAUGGAACGAGUUGUCAUGCUUUAUCUUGGCCUUGAAAAUAUAAGAAAAACAUCAAUGUUCCCACGUGAUCCAAAACGCGUUACACCAUAAUUAAUAAACAUAAAAUAUAACAGGAAAAAAAUGUUAUUGUAUUGUUUAUGAUGAAAAAUGUUGAAAAAAAAAUUUUUUUUUAAAAGUAAAAAAAUUCUUUUAUU
Molecule: messenger RNA, 2045 nt
Organism: Aphidius gifuensis
Lineage: Eukaryota; Metazoa; Arthropoda; Insecta; Hymenoptera; Braconidae
Gene: AspRS
Product: aspartate--tRNA ligase, cytoplasmic
Exons: 4
Coding region: 322-1941 (539 amino acids)
Biological process (GO): aspartyl-tRNA aminoacylation
Cellular component (GO): cytoplasm; cytosol; aminoacyl-tRNA synthetase multienzyme complex
Molecular function (GO): RNA binding; aspartate-tRNA ligase activity; ATP binding
Source: RefSeq, a predicted model, not a curated record